ACAACAAAAAAUGACAACUAUUUAUUCUGCUGCAGACAGUCUAUGUCCUAUAAUAUGCUGCCACCUCGCGGACAUAGCCCUUAAUUGCUGGAGGUCGUUUCCAUAGCAACGGUUGUUACCCGACCGCAACUGUGUCAGUAACGGGCGACAGUUCUUUCUGCGUAAUAUGGCUUCAAGCGUUUAGCGCUAGCUAGCUAAUUACCAAUUUUAGACUGUCAUUAAGUGGUAAGGUAAGUCAUUUGACGAGCAUCUGUAGAGAAAAGAUGGCUGGAGAGGGCAGUUUGGCGAAACUAGACGUUGGUGUAUUGAGUGCUGAACAGCAAGAGAAACUGCAACAGUUCAAGAUUAAGACGAGAAUUGACAACGAGAAGUAUUUGAGGUCGCAUCCAGAAGUAGAGGUAUUGAUUGGCGACUUUCUGAGAGAUGUGCUUCUUAAAACACCCGCUGACAUCCGUGAGUUUGCUGCAGAUCACUUCACCAACCCAAACCUCCAUGCAGUUAUUGGCUCCAAAAUGGAAGGAAACAUGAAGUGAAACACAUGCAGUCACGGUGCUUUUUCUUUGUGUCUUUCUUGGAUGGACUCCAUUUUAGGAACAACAAAGACAAUUGUGUUAGUCCAUUAAUUGUUCUAUUGUUUAUAAUGUCAAAUUUCCUAUCACACACACAGAGGAAGUUAGCUAAUAGGGAAGAUGGUAGCGGCUGGUCCUGUGAUUAAAGGUUAAUGAGAAGAGAAUGUCCUGUGUGUAUUACACACACAGUACACUGUGCCAUUUGUCACAUCAUGUUGUCACAUUACCAACAUGAUUGUGAAGGGAUUUACUGAAAGCUGUAGUUUAUGUUAACUGCUUGCAACUACCUUUUCCACCAGAACCAUCCGUCUUUGUGGUCUGCAUUGUGGUCCAAGUUGUUGAGUGGACAUACUAUAGUCAGUGGACAGUUUUUCUCUUUUCUGUCUGUCUGUCUUCUCUCAAAUUCUUUUUCCGAUGUUUAAUGUUCCUUAUUUUAAAUACAUAUUGCUUUUUGUGCCAUUGGACAAUUGGAUUCAUAUUUGUGUUGGAAAGAAAAAUUAUACACAAUUAGAACAAGUACACAUUUUAUGGAGAAAGUUUACUAUCUUUGAAUGUCUGAGAUUAAUGUGGGGUUUUCCCAUUGAACGGGAUUCAGCAUCUAGCCAACAUCACGCCUCUACCUGCAGUGGCCUUAACACUGAAGUGUGUUCUGUAUCACCGCUACAUUUUCGAAAGUUACUGCUUAUGGAGCUUUUACGAUGUAGUUAUCUUCCUUUGUUUGAUUUUGGCUAGGUCCUUUUAUGUGGCGUAACUGCCAUUGCUGUGAAUUGAAAUGAUGUAUGGUUUAAUAACUAAUAAUUACAUCCUGUUAUUUAACCUAAAAAAUAAAUAUACAACUUAUCGACCAA
Etheostoma cragini (Arkansas darter) is the source of this 1417-nucleotide messenger RNA. RefSeq names its product RIIa domain-containing protein 1 (gene riiad1). The transcript is spliced from 4 exons. The record is from RefSeq and is a predicted model, not a curated record. Bases 264 to 533 code for a protein of 89 amino acids. NCBI's taxonomy places the organism in Eukaryota, Metazoa, Chordata, Actinopteri, Perciformes, Percidae.